AAAGUUUUUCCGAGUCAGCCACCGAGUUUUAUCCCGAGUCUCAGAAAACUCGCCGUCGCGAAAACCAUGGGAGGAGGAGCACACAAGAACCUCAUAUUCGUGUACGGUACGUUAAAAAGAAACCAUCCAAACCAUUUCCUCUUAGAAAAUCUGAUCGCUAAGAACAACGCCGUUUACAUCGGUCAACGCACGACCCGGUUAUCGUACCCGCUCAUCACGGGUCUCUACGGGAUUCCUUACUUAAUCAACAAAUCCGGGUCGGGUCAACGGAUCCGGGGCGAGCUUUAUGCGGUUUCGAAACGUGGGCUUGCAAGGCUUGACGAAUUGGAAGGGAUCGAAGUUGAGCACUACGAGAGAUUGCCGAUUGAAGUGAUCGAGGAAGACGAAUCAAACGGCGUCGUUUCGGCGGAGGCUUACUUUGCUCAUUGUAGAUUCGGCGAGCGGUUGUGGGAGAAGAGAGGAAAGUGUGGGAUGUGUGAAUUCGGUGAAAACGACGGCGUUUUGUAUGUUAGGCCUAAGGAUAGGCCAAGGUUUAGCUCUGUUCUUGAUGAGAUUGAAGCUUUUGUGUCGUCGUCUACUACCGAUUGAAGACUAAAUUGAUUCAAUGGUCAUCGCUAUUUCGAAAAUGGGUAUAGUUCAAAUUCGAUUCCUUGCUUCUAUUUUCUAGACUAAUGAACCUUAUUGUGUAGAUGAUUAUGAUUAUGAAGUUGAAGACUAAUGUACAAUCUCUUUUCAAGGCUUAAUCACAAUGGGUAUAGCUCAAAAUUCUAUCUUUUGCUGCUAAUUUU
Messenger RNA from Eutrema salsugineum, 788 nucleotides. RefSeq names its product putative gamma-glutamylcyclotransferase At3g02910. The record is from RefSeq and is a predicted model, not a curated record. NCBI's taxonomy places the organism in Eukaryota, Viridiplantae, Streptophyta, Magnoliopsida, Brassicales, Brassicaceae. Gene Ontology annotation, molecular function: gamma-glutamylaminecyclotransferase activity. The transcript has a single exon. The coding region runs from base 67 to 588 and encodes 173 amino acids.